Molecule: messenger RNA, 1836 nt
Organism: Ogataea haglerorum
Lineage: Eukaryota; Fungi; Ascomycota; Pichiomycetes; Pichiales; Pichiaceae
Exons: 1
Coding region: 1-1836 (611 amino acids)
Biological process (GO): proteolysis; apoptotic process
Cellular component (GO): trans-Golgi network
Molecular function (GO): serine-type carboxypeptidase activity
Source: RefSeq, a predicted model, not a curated record
AUGAGUCGGUAUUUUUUACUAGCGUGCACAUUGGCUCUGCAAUGUGUCGCGGCAUCCGAGGAGGACUACCUAGUCAAGGAUUUGCCCGGCCUCUCGAAUAUUCCUCCCACAGCGAGGCCAGUGAUGCAUGCGGGACACUUGGAGAUAGACGAAGAAAACAACACCGAGUUGUUUUUCUGGCGAUUCCAAAAUCCCAAAACUAACCAGACACACGACAUGCUCCACCGCGACGAGCUGAUCGUCUGGCUAAACGGCGGUCCUGGCUGUUCGUCGCUGGAUGGGGCCAUGAUGGAAACAGGCCCGCUGCGGGUCUCAGAGAAGCUGGAGGUGGAGCUGAACCCCGGAUCAUGGACACAGGUGGCUGAUAUGGUAUUCGUGGACCAGCCAGCCGGCACAGGGUUUUCGUACACCGACUCUUACGACACAGAAUUGAAACAGGCAGCACAGCAUUUCUGGCAGUUUCUGAAAACGUACUACGAGCUCUUCCCGGAGGACCGCAUGAAAAAGCUGUAUCUGGCGGGCGAGUCGUAUGCCGGCCAGUUCAUUCCAUACUUCGCAAACGAAAUCGUCGAGAACAACUCGCUGAAUGUCACUCUAGAGGGCUUGUUGAUUGGCAACGGCUGGAUCGACCCGGAUAUCCAGUCUCUGUCGUACGUUCCGUUCAGCCUGGAGGCUGGCUUUCUGGACCGCCAAAGUCCGUCGAUGUCGCACGUUCUCAAGCAGCACGAGAAAUGCCAGCAGGCCAUCGACGACCCUUCGAAUCGCGAUUUUGAGAAACUGGAAUGUGUCAAGAUAUUCCAUAGCAUUUUAGCAGCAACAAAAGACGAAACCAAGCCCGCCAAAGAACAAUGUGUCAACAUGUACGACUACCGCAAACACGAUUACUUCCCUGCAUGCGGAUCCAACUGGCCAGAAGGCCUGCCCGCCGUGACCGACUUCCUGAAUCUGGACACUGUCCAAAAAGCCCUGAACUUGAAAUCGCCCAAGAAAUGGCACGAGUGUGACGGGAAGGUCGAGUUUUUCUUUCAGCCAGAGCACUCUGCCAAGUCGUUCGACCUGCUGCCGAAACUGCUGGAGAAGAUGAAAAUCACCCUGUUUGCCGGCGACAAGGACGUCAUUUGCAACCACAAAUCAAUAGAAAUGCUGAUUGAAAAAUUGCAGAUCACGCCAGGACAGGUCGGCUUCACUAAGAGCAGGAAAUUUGGCUGGAUCUACGAUGGACAAGAAGUGGGCGAAAUCGAGUCGCAGUCGAACCUCACGUACGUCAAGGUGUUCAAUUCGUCGCAUAUGGUGCCUUACGACCUGCCGGAGGUCAGCAGAGGACUGUUUGAUAUAAUCACCAAUUCUGUCGAGAAACGGUCGACAGACAUUGUGACGCCCGUUUACGACAGCAGGGGGGAUUAUAAGUUUGUGGAGGAGAAGCAGGACACAGAUCAAGACGAGGAAGAAGAGAAUGAAAAACCAGCCAACCACCACCACAGCCUCACGUUUUACGUGGCAGAGCUGGUGAUUCUGGCGGUGCUGGCAUGUCUGCUGUACAGCUUCUACAGGUCAUUCGCCAAAUCGCGUAAGUCUGCAUUCCUGUCACUGUCUUCCAGGAAAAAGAAGAAGAAACAGGUGCAUUGGUUUGACGAGAGCGACAUAGGAAUGGAGCAGGAAGCCGGCGAGCCAGAUCACAAGCCUAAAAGCAUGUUGGAGUCGGUGUUCAACAAGCUGGGCUAUGGAGGACAGUAUGACACGGUGCGGGAGAAUCCCGACAUCGAGAUGGCGCCGGUCGAAGAACACGAAGACCAAUUUAUUAUUCAAAGCGACGAGGAAGAGUUUGGCAACAGAUAG